AUGGCACCACGAAGAUUUCAGGCCGAACAGACAGAUGCGAGCCCAUUGGCCCAGCCGCUCAAAUUUGAGUUUAGCGGCGAGACCGCUAAAAACCGGCUCAUGAAGGCUGCCAUGACUGAACGCCUUUCGACAUGGGAUCCCAAGAUUCUCGAAAAGCGAGGCAUUCCCACACCAGAACUUAUCAACGUUUACCGACGAUGGGGUGAAGGGGACUACGGUGUUAUCCUGACCGGAAAUGUCAUGGUCGAAUAUGACCAUCUCGAGGCUGCCGGAAACCCUAUCGUCCCUCGCGAUGCCCCCAUGUCUGGUGAGCGAUUUGAGGGUUUCAAGGAGAUGGCGACUGUUAGCAAGAAGCAUGGAAGCUUGAUCAUUGCACAGGUCAGUCAUCCUGGACGUCAAGUGGCGGAAGACAUUCAGAAGAAUCCCAUCUCUGCAAGUGACGUACAACUUGAGGGUGAGGUGAUGGGAAUGCACUUUGCCAAGCCCAAGCCCAUGGAUGAGCAGGAUUUCAAGAAUGUCAUUGAAGGGUUUGCCCAUGCUGCCGAGUUUCUUUACAAGGCAGGCUACAACGGCAUGCAAUUACAUGGCGCACAUGGCUAUCUCCUAGCACAAUUUCUUUCUCCUACCACCAACAAGCGAACGGACAAGUAUGGAGGAUCAAUUGAGAACCGCGCUCGUAUUAUCUUCGAGAUCGCAGACGCUAUCCGCGCCCGGGUCCCCGACAAGUCGUUCGGUCUAUCCAUCAAGGUCAACAGCGUCGAGUUCCAAGAGGGCGGGUUCUCCACAGACGACUGCAAGGUUCUUUGCCGCCAGCUCGAGAAUCAUGGCUUCGAUUUUGUCGAGCUCUCUGGAGGAACCUAUCAGAGUCUUGCCUUCGCUCACCGACGAGAGAGCUCCAAGAAGCGAGAAGCUUUCUUCCUUGAGUUUGCCGAGACAAUUAUUCCUGAGCUAAAGAAGACUAAGGCUUACGUAACUGGUGGCCUGAGGACUGUGCAUGCCAUGGUAGAGGCUCUGAAAACUGUUCACGGUAUUGGAUUGGCUCGUCCUACCACGAACGAAUUUGAUCUCCCCGCGAAGCUUAUCAAGGGUGAUGCCAAUGCGGCUAUCGACACUUUGCUUGAUGAGCAGAACUUUGGCAUCACAAAUGUUGCCGCCGGCACACAGAUUCGAUUAGUUGGAAAGAAUAAGCAACCUCUCGACUUAAGCCGUGAAGAUCACAAGAAGGUGUUCGAAGAGUCGAUGCAGAAGUGGGGUGAAGCUAUGGCUAAUAAUGAAGACAAGUCCAAGUUUGGAUAUGUCGAUGUCGAGGGUACCAAGUUGGAGCCUUUUGGCGCUGCAUAUGCAGCAGCUUAA
This is a messenger RNA of Fusarium pseudograminearum CS3096, 1353 nucleotides long. RefSeq lists its product as uncharacterized. The transcript has 3 exons. Lineage: Eukaryota; Fungi; Ascomycota; Sordariomycetes; Hypocreales; Nectriaceae. The record is from RefSeq and is a predicted model, not a curated record. Gene Ontology annotation, molecular function: oxidoreductase activity; FMN binding. Bases 1 to 1353 code for a protein of 450 amino acids.